UACAAUCCACGAAAUAUCACUCGAUACCUAGGCUGUUUGUGAGCUAAAUUGUCUUGGCAUAAGUCGCGCCUGCAUACUUCAUAGCAGCUUCGCGCCUGUCCGACUUCUCGACACGUUCCCCUGUGCUGUGUGUUCCUCAACGUCGCCCCAAAAUGCCAAAAUUCUUCUGCGACUACUGCGAUGUCUACCUCACUCACGACUCCAUAAGCGUCCGCAAAGCGCACAAUAGCGGUCGUAAUCACCUGCGGAAUGUCGUCGAGUACUAUCAACAAAUCGGACAUGAGAAGGCGCAGUCGGUCAUAGACUCCAUCACGAGUUCGUAUGCCGCCGAGGGACAGACUAUGCCGAUGCCCGGCAUGCUCCCAGGGAUGAUGCCGGGUCAGUCGAGUUUCCCGCCGCCGGUGGGAAUGGGAUUUCCUCCUCGUCCAGGCCAGCCGCUUCCUCCGCCACCGUUCGGGUUCCCGCCGCAAGCCGGACUUCCCGGCGGAUUCCCCCCACCAGGUAGACCCGGAAUGCCGCCGUUUCCUCCGCCUCCGAUCAUGCCCGGCGCCGUGGGAUUCCCGCCGCAGUUCCCGGGUGGGCUGCCGCCGCCGCCGUUGGGGAUGCCUCUGCCGAUGGGAGAUGGGAUGUCGGGACAGCCACCGAUGAUGCCCGGACAGCCACCGUUCCAGAUGCCGCCAGGUGGAUUCCCGCCGCCGUUUCCAGGCCAGGGAAUGAGUCCGCCUCCCGGUGCUAUGAUGGGUGCACCCCCGGGUGGUCCUGGAGGUCCACCAUCGUUAGGCAAUUAUCAACCGCCUCCGAAGUAGCGUUAGGUCGGCGAUUGUAUAAUAGUCAGGUUUCGUUCGGAAGGAUGAGUGGGAAGGCGUGACAGGUUUCUUCAUGCGAAAUGUCGGGGUGUUGGUGUCUUCAAGUUACAAGUUUGGCAAGCGAAU
Tricharina praecox is the source of this 932-nucleotide messenger RNA. RefSeq names its product U1 zinc finger-domain-containing protein. The record is from RefSeq and is a predicted model, not a curated record. NCBI's taxonomy places the organism in Eukaryota, Fungi, Ascomycota, Pezizomycetes, Pezizales, Pyronemataceae. Gene Ontology annotation, molecular function: pre-mRNA 5'-splice site binding; zinc ion binding. Gene Ontology annotation, biological process: spliceosomal snRNP assembly; mRNA 5'-splice site recognition; mRNA splicing, via spliceosome. Gene Ontology annotation, cellular component: U1 snRNP; nucleus. Bases 153 to 806 code for a protein of 217 amino acids. The transcript has 5 exons.